Messenger RNA from Medicago truncatula (barrel medic), 2938 nucleotides. Its product is annotated as subtilisin-like protease Glyma18g48580. The transcript is spliced from 11 exons. Lineage: Eukaryota; Viridiplantae; Streptophyta; Magnoliopsida; Fabales; Fabaceae. Gene Ontology annotation, molecular function: serine-type endopeptidase activity. Gene Ontology annotation, biological process: proteolysis. The record is from RefSeq and is a predicted model, not a curated record. Bases 431 to 2800 code for a protein of 789 amino acids.
AACAAAGAUUAACUAAAAGUUUCAAAAUUUUAAGAGUGAAACUUGUAAUCAUACUACGUAAUUUUAGUUGAGCACAGCUACGUUACACGAAAAAAAUUCACGGGAACCACGAAAAAGCUGAGUUGUGUGCAUAUUAGUUCAGGAUAAUUCAAUAACUGCUUUUUUGGCGGAAAUCAGGGAGGGAGUGGAUUGAAAUCAACGGUCGUUAUUGAUUCGUUUAUCAACUUUUCGUGGUUGAUCAUUUCCCAUUUUAGUUUGUGCAAGGGUGCUCUAUUUGUGAAGGCAGUGCACCUAAAAUAUUUAUGGGAAAGAGGAAAAGUUGGCAAGACAAUCACAUUUGACUCCAAAACCAGUGUGUGUGUGUGUGUGUGUGUUAUAUAAACAAGCACUAGAAGCCAUUAUAAACACUUCAAAACCCUAAAAAAAAACAAUGUCAUAUCAUAUUACCAAACUUUUUCUAUCAUCAUUCAUUCUUUGCAGUUUCUUGCUAGAACACACUGAUGCCCUUAGAAAGACAUAUAUUGUAUACUUGGGAGGACAUUCUCAUGGUCCAAAUCCCUCCCUUGAUGAUCUUGACUCAGCCACAAAUUCACAUUAUGAUUUACUUGCUUCAAUCUUAGGAAGCCAUGAGAAGGCAAAGGAAACAGUGAUGUACUCUUACAAUAAGCAUAUAAAUGGAUUUGCUGCACUGCUUGAAGAUGAAGAGGCAUCAAAGAUUGCAAAUAAUUCAAAUGUAGUUUCUGUUUUCUUGAGCAAGGAAUAUAAAUUGCACACUACAAGGUCAUGGGACUUUCUUGGACUGGAAAAAGAUGGAGGAAUUUCUCUUGAUUCUGGUUGGUGGAAGGCAAGAUUUGGUGAAGAUACAAUCAUGGCUAAUUUAGAUUCAGGCGUUUGGCCGGAACAUGAAAGUUUCAGUGGCAUUGGAUAUGGUCCAGUGCCAUCAAAGUGGCAUGGAAAUGGGGUCUGUGAGAUUGAUCAUUUAAUUACACCUUCAAAUACAACAUUCUGCAACAGAAAGCUAAUUGGAGCAAGAAUAUUUAGCAAAAACUACGAAUCACAAUUUGGAAAACUCAAUCCCUCAAACCUGACAGCACGUGACUUUAUUGGCCAUGGCACACACACAUUAUCAACAGCAGCAGGUAACUUUUCACCUGAUGUAACAAUAUUUGGCAACGGUAACGGUACAGCAAAAGGUGGUUCCCCUAGAGCACGUGUAGCAUCCUACAAAGUGUGUUGGUCAAAAACAGAUGCUGGUGGAUGUCAUGAAGCUGAUAUUCUAGCAGCAUUUGAUCAAGCUAUAUAUGAUGGUGUUGAUGUGAUUUCAAAUUCUUUGGGUGGUUCUAGUCCAUACAUUGAAGCUUUGUUUACUGAUGGAAUUUCAAUUGGGUCAUUUCAUGCUUUUGCUAAGAAUAUUGUGGUUGUUUGUUCUGCUGGGAAUGAUGGACCUGCUCCUAGGAGUGUUACAAAUGUUGCACCUUGGUCUUUCACUGUUGCAGCUAGUACAAUUGAUAGGGAAUUUGUUAGCCAUAUUUCUAUUGGUAACAAAAAUUACAUAAAGGGUGCCAGUCUUAGUAAAGGCUUACCAUCAGGACCAUCAAAGAAAAUAUAUCAAAUGAUUCAUUCUAUCGAUGCUAGACUUCUUAAUGCCACAAUUCAAGAUGCUCGUUUUUGCAAGCCUAGAACACUUGAUCCUACCAAAGUAAAGGGAAAGAUAUUAGUUUGUACUCGACUUGAGGGAACAACGUCCGUUGCUCAAGGCUUUGAAGCUGCUCUUGCAGGAGCAGUAGGAGUUUUUGUGAUCAAUGAUGAGAAAAGUGGAAGUUUACUUCUAGCCGAGCCCCAUCCUUUACCUGGUGCGAGUAUGAAUGCCAAUGAGGACGAGGAUAUCGAUGAGCGUGAGUGGUUUGGAAAAGGUGGUACUGACGAAAACAUUACUAGGAAAAUGGUUGCUUACAUGUCUGAUGCAAGAACAUAUACAGGAUUAAAGCCAUCUCCAAUUAUGGCUGGGUUUUCAUCUAGGGGUCCUAGUGCAGUGCAACCAUUAAUACUCAAGCCUGACAUAACUGCUCCUGGAGUGAAUAUAUUAGCUGCUUACUCACUAGCCACCAGUCCAUCUAAUCUACCAUCAGAUACACGCCGCGUUCCUUACAAUCUGCAACAAGGAACUUCAAUGUCUUGUCCUCAUGUUGCUGGCAUUGUCGGUCUUCUCAAGACACUUCAUCCUAGUUGGAGUCCAGCUGCCAUCAAAUCUGCCAUCAUGACUACCGCUACCACACUAGAUAACACCAAUCAACCAAUCAGAGAUGCAUUCGAUAAGAUAGCGACUCCAUUUGAAUAUGGUUCCGGACAUAUUCAGCCUAACCUCGCAAUGGAUCCAGGACUCGUUUAUGAUAUAAGCACAACCGAUUACUUGAACUUCAUUUGUGUUUUUGGUCACAAUCACAAUUUACUAAAGUUCUUUAAUUACAACUCUUACAUUUGUCCUGAGUUUUACAACAUUGAAAAUCUCAAUUAUCCUUCAAUUACUGUGUAUAAUCGAGGACCGAACCUUAUAAAUGUUACUCGUACCGUCACAAAUGUUGGGUCUCCUAGCACAUAUGUUGUGGAAAUUCAACAACUUGAAGAAUUUAAGGUUCAUGUUCAACCAAGUUCAUUGACUUUUAAGGAAAUUGGAGAAAAGAAAACCUUUCAAGUAAUUCUAGAGGCAAUAGGUAUGCCUCCUCAUGGUUUUCCAGUAUUUGGGAAAUUGACUUGGACAAAUGGCAACCAUAGAGUAACUAGUCCUAUUGUAGUUCUGUAAGCUCAUAAAUCUCUAAAGAAUACUAUGUUAGGAGUAUCAUUUAUCAAUUAUAAGUAUGUGUGUAAUUGUGCUUAUGGUUAUUUAGCUGACAUUGUAGUUUGUGUUUUUUACUAAUGGAAUGUCAAUUGUAUUGAACAA